GUCUCCGCAUAUGUCCUUUUGACAUAAUAACGUAGAUAAAACACCGGUAACCGGACUUUGGAUUAUAAUCACGUGGUACUUUGUCAGUGCGACACGUCACAUGCUUAUCUCGACUAUCGUUUUGUAACAUGUGUACCCAAAAGACCUUAGUCACUGAUAGUCAGUACAGCAUACUGGUCGCAUGUGGCUGCCAUCAUCUAAGUUUGCUUCACUUGACUGAUAAUCCAAUAACCGACAUCAACAAUGCAGAGGAACGCUGCCCCAACUAAGCCAGCCGAGGGCUCAACCAAGCACGAUUUUACUGAUAUCAAUUUUCGAGGAAACCUUCCCAGAGAGACAAUGACAGAAGUUGAGGAGCAGAAAACAGAAAUGGACGAAAGCCAGGUUAUCAGGAUAAGGGGCUGGAGGAUCAAUAGAGUAAUUGCUGUUACUCAUCUGAAUAUAUUUCUGUACGCCACAUGUUUUUGGAUCCAGAAUGGAACCCUGCCCUAUCUGUCAAAGAAACUUGGAGUAGAUCCUGUAAUGUUUGGAUACCUUCAGACAACUUUCGCAAUCGUCCAGUUAGCAGGAGGACCGUUGUUUGGUAGGUUUGGCGAUUUGUUUGGUGGCCGAGCUGCUAUGACCCUGGCUUUCCUUUCAGCAACCCUUUCAUAUUUCAUACUUGGUAUGUCAACAAGCGUUCCUAUUUUGUUUUUAUCAAGACUUCCAUCCCUCUUCAUGCAUGCGAUGCAAGGUGGUCAGAUGAUUGUGACAGAUAUCGGAGAUGCAAGUCAGAGAGCCGAUGCCCUCGGGAAGUUGGGCAUGUCUUAUGGAGUUGGAAUGGUCAUUGGUCCACUUAUUGGAGGAAUCCUGACUAAAACUCUUGGAGAGCAGUUCGCAGCAUUUAUUGCUAGUGCCGGAUCUAUGCUAAGUGUUGCACUUGUUCUGUUGUUCGUACCCAGACACACCAAGAAGGCAGAGAUACAGACCGACACUUCUGGAAAGAGCAUCUUUAAUGUCGAGAAAAUCUUGCAGUUAAUCAUGGGCCCAGGAGCCAUGUUUUUACUUCUAGUGCGUCUAGCAUCAGGUGUUCCUAUAGGAGUGUUUCAAAGUAUGUUUCAAGUUGUUGCUCUGAAUACAUUCAAACUGGCGCCUGACCAAAAUGGCUAUCUUAUGUCCUACAUUGGGAUCACCACGAUGAUCGUACAAGGGAUUGGACUCGGAGUUAUAACCAAGAAAUUCAGUGAAAAUAACAUUCUAAAGUGGUCAACCUUCAUCCUAGUAUGGGCCUACCUACUACUCUCCUUUGUGACAAAUGUAAGUGAGUUGUGCCUGGUUUGUCUCCCCUUGGUUGUAGGACUAACGACACAGAACGUCAUCAUCAGCAGCUCUCUCACAAGAACUGUCGCGGACGCGGACACUGGUGCUAUGUUAGGACUCAACAUGGCUGUGAACUCUCUAGUGCGGAGUGUGUCACCAACGAUUGGAGGUUACAUGUUGGAAAAUGUUGGCUUUUCAUCGUUUGGUUAUUUGGGUUUUUUCACCAAUACUAUCGUCACUCUCAUCCUCUUCUGGAAGUUCAGAUCUCAAAGUCCUAGUGUAUAAACAGUUUGACAUUGAGGGUAUGUGUGUAUGUGUGUAUUACCGGUACCAUGUCAAAGAAUCAUGUCAAAAACUUACAUAUUUUGUCUUGGUGCAUAAUCUUCAUAAUUUUUAGCCAAGAUAGGAGUAGCCGGUUUCAAAUGUAUGCUAUAGUGUUAUGUAAUCAAGGUUUUUUUAAUUUUAAACCAUUUGAAUGGUCAAAUUGGACAUUCUCUUGGUAUCAGAUAUAACCUGUAUAAAGUGGGGAAGAAAGGAUAUUAUUUCAUAGAUAGUUAUUACCAAAUGAUUUUUUUAAUUAUAAGCAUGUUAAAUGAAACUUAGAAGUUUGUUUUGCUCAUUAAAGACUUAAAAGUUCUUGUGUGCUGGGGGACACGGGUGGCCCAGUCGUCUAAGGCGCUGUGAUUCGCUGUGCAGAGUUGCGUCCCUUGGACACUCCAGAAACCAAUGAUUGUGUGUUCGAAUCCCGGUUCGCCCCGAUUAUGUUUCUAGGU
Molecule: messenger RNA, 2072 nt
Organism: Haliotis rufescens (red abalone)
Lineage: Eukaryota; Metazoa; Mollusca; Gastropoda; Lepetellida; Haliotidae
Product: solute carrier family 22 member 18-like
Exons: 1
Coding region: 244-1584 (446 amino acids)
Biological process (GO): transmembrane transport
Molecular function (GO): transmembrane transporter activity
Source: RefSeq, a predicted model, not a curated record